Messenger RNA from Mesocestoides corti, 858 nucleotides. The record is from the annotation of a GenBank genome assembly. NCBI's taxonomy places the organism in Eukaryota, Metazoa, Platyhelminthes, Cestoda, Cyclophyllidea, Mesocestoididae.
AUGAGAUCACGGACAGUGCAUUGGGCUAGUCGGCCUUUCCACGCAGUUGAUAGAGAUGCCAUCAGUAGUGUUGAUGAUUUGACCUCGACCAACUGGCAGGAUCAGCAUUGCGCUUUGCAGUGCCUGAGCGGAUUCCUCAGGUCUGAUGUGCCUAGUCAGGAGCACGAACUGCGCAAGUGGUCACCAGGGAAAAUACAACAAUUGUGCAGCGGUUUGGUAUUUACGACGUCCAGCCUGCGAUCACAGAUAUCAAGAAUGGCCAUAACGAUCAUUAAAUCCACUAUCAGGCAACUUUCUCCCUCGCAACUCGAGCCAGUCACAAUGAAACUCUUCUUCGGCCUAAUCUCCCGUGUUGGUGGUGACGCAAGUUCAUCUUUCCUCCGCACUGAAGCCUGUGAAGCAAUAUCCCUCCUUGUCAGUCAAGCGUCUCCUUUCAUUAUCGUUACCUGCCUCAAUGACGCUUGCCACAGCAUCCAAGCAAGAAGUGUGGCUGGCCGAAGAUGUCUCGCCCAUUGCUAUGCCUCUGUCCUGCCUCGCCUUCUCCCACCCAAAGCUUCCUUGUCGAAGGCCAGCGAUAAGCCUAUAGGCACAGGCAAACGAAAAGACAUAUUUGAUAAGAUUUUAUUCCACGUGGUCUCUUUCCUUAGGGAUGGGGAUCUCGAAACAAGACUUUUGAGACGUCUCUCAAGCCGGCUGAUGGCCUCCGGCACCAAAGGCGAUUGCGCAGCCAGCCUCCACCUUACCGUAGUCCUCCAGUGGGCAAAGUGCAUUUAUCCUUGUGUGAAGCCGAUUCAUCCAGGCGAUCGGACUGGCAUCAAAGUCUCUUGUCUCUUCAUGAGCUUGGAACUCGGCUAUUGA